UAGCAACCAUAGUAUCAAGCCUAUAUAAAAUUCGGCGUGGCCGCGCGCGUCUGCUGCUGCUUUGAGCCGCUCAUAAGGCUUUGCAGAUCAUCUGACUUCAGUCUUGAUGAAGGAUGAGCUUCUCGGGCACAGACGUUGUCCAUCCUGCUGAUGCUCCCUCGUCUCGUCGUAAACUCUUGUGCACCCUCUGGUGCUUGCUAGUCUCCCAAACUUCUUUGUGUAGCCUGCUUUGCAGAUUGUCUUCCUUGUCUGUGUGGUUGCUCAUUAUUCAGAGACAGACGGAUCUCAGGUCAUCUGCAGCUGCAGCAAAGGAGAAGCAGGAAAGAUGGCGAUCAUCCAUUAGACCGACCGGGCGCACGCAUGAGAUACGAGGACAACUUUCGGGAGGAUCGCUCGAGGAGAAGAUUGAAGCAGUGAGUUUUGCUUUUAUAUUUCCAGUUUCGGCAAGAUUUACGUCAAGGUCUGCGAGAACGUCGGGGGUUUGGAGGAUCAUGGGAUUGAACGUGGAGAGCGCCUCGUGAAUGACCUGGAGCGCUUUAGCCGAGGUCCAGACGAGGAAGUCGGUGGCUUUAAUUUUUUUUUUAUUUUUUAGCCGCGUUGACUGGCACCCAUGCAGCCAGAGUCAAGUGGGUCUUCUCGCCGAUAUCCUUCCUCGAUUUCCCUGAUUUUCCAGGGAGCCUUUCCCCUUUUCUGUGAUGGAGGCGCUGCAGUGCGAUGGCUGUGACUUCCGCGCCGAGUCCUACGAUGACCUGAAGAACCACAUUCAGGAAGUGCACACUGCUUUCCUGCAGCCCGCCGACGCAGACGAGUCGGAUUCUGUGAGGGAUGAGAACGGGGACGAGGAGGAAGUGGAGGAAUAUGCGGAUAAGGAUGACAAGGAUUACACGCCCGCUAAAGCUGGAAUGAGCCCCAGCUCCACUGAGAGCCCCAGCCAAACAUCAACCAAGCCAACUGCUGAAACCCACCCGUCGUUUUUCCAGUGCAAGUUCUGCGUCCGUUACUUCAGAUCAAAGGGGUUUUUGAGAAACCACACCAGAAAGGUGCAUAAUGUCGUGGAGCAAGACUCAGACACGAGCGCUUCGUCCCAAACCGCUAAGCAGCCUAGAGACACUGUAAAAGUGCACAACUCAAAGGGGUAUUUUUGUGAACAUUGCUCAUACAAGUCAAAAUACCAAGCGAGGGUGCUAAAACACCAGUUGAUGUGUCAUAAGGUUCCCUCGGACACCGCUGGAGAUGAAGCAGGGGACACUGUUACUGAGGAGAAACUGGACUCUGAAAAUGUGAAGGGAACGUUCCCCUGUGAGUGGUGCGACUAUCAGACUGAUCAGAAGGACAGCUGGACUGAUCAUGUGGUUAAAGAGCACAGCGAUAAGGUCAAUGUGGUUUCCAGCGGUGCAAAACUGGAAGAGGAGGCAGGGGAACCAUCACCCAAACCCGACACUCCCUCACCUUCAGAAAGCCCAACAACAUCCAAGGUGUUCGCUGAGAAGGAGGACUCAUCAGGUCCGAUGGCUGACAAAAUGUUGGAAAACGCAACAGCAGAAAUUGCAAAUAUUCAGUAUACACACAUAAGCGCAGCAACGCCCAACAGCACAGGUUCAUCCAUUUUGUCCAAAAGGUUUGUCUCGUCCAACUGUGUCAUUAACACAAACUUAGCCAAUGAGGACGACUCCAGGAGCAGCUUAGAGGACGACGAUGACGAGCUGGAUAUGGAUGAUCCCAGCUACACCGGAACGCUGUCUGCAGACGCAAAGCAGCUGUUAACGGAUGACGACAACAAAUUACUGGAAACAAAAGGAAUACCCUUCAGAAAGUACAUGAACCGCUUCCAGUGCCCCUUCUGCUCCUUCCUCACCAUGCACAGGCGGAGCAUCUCCCGCCACAUCGAAAACAUCCACCUCUCUGGGAAAGCCACCGUGUACAAGUGUGACGAAUGCCCUUUCAUUUGCACCAGCCCCUUGAAGCUCGGCACGCACAAGCAGACCCACAAUCCCUCUGAUUUAGAGACGUUGGACCUAACGGGUGACAGUCCGGAGCCUCAGAAUGACGGUGCCACUUUGGAGUCGGUUAACGGCGGGAGCAUCAGCACCAGAGUCAAUGGAAAAAAGGCAACCAGCACGCCAAAUGACCAGCAGAACCCCCAUCGCUGCACACUCUGCAGUUUCUCCACCACCACUCUGAAAGGUCUGAGGGUCCACCAGCAGCAUAAGCAUUCCUACUGUGAUGACCUAGAUUCAUCUGUCUUUGAAAGCCAGAUUACUGACAACACGGAUUCUGAGGUGGAUGCUUCUCCGAUCUUUGUGCAGAAAACACAGACACCCAUUUUGGGACUUGCCACCAAAAAACCCUUAGCAUCGGGGAAACGAGCCAGAAAGUCCAUUAAUGACCUGCCUCUGGAUUUGUCCUCGGUGAAAAAGAGGACCAGAAUCGAUGAAAUUGCCAGCAACCUUCAAAGUAAGAUAAGCCAAAGCCAGCAAGACAUGAUUAUAAAUCUGGAUGACAUGGAUGAUGAGGACGCUGGAGAAAAUAGUGCAAGUGCUGACGAGGGCCGAAACUAUGACAACAACAAAAUCUUUGCCUACAACACCCACCAGCUUCUCGCGGUAGAGUCCGGAGUCUCUCACGAGGGAGGCAGAAUAGGGAAAAGAAAAAGUAACCCAAAGUCGAAGCCGAGGAGCAUUCCCAUAUCUCUCAUGCUCUCAGACGACGGCGAAAAUAUGUCGGUUGAUCCUAGCGACCACGCCCUCCAGGAUACCUUGGACUACUCAGACGAACCAGGAACCACGCGCUUCUACUGUAAACACUGUGAUUACCACAAUAAGUCGGCUCGAAGCGUCAGCACCCAUUACCAGAGGAUGCACCCGUAUAUAAAGUUUAGCUUUAAGUACAUCCUGGACCCAGAAGACCAGAGCGCAGUUUUCCGCUGCUUGGAGUGCUAUAUCGAAUACAACAAUUACAAUGAUUUGCACCAACACUACAUGGAUCACCACCCCGAGGCCAGCAACGUGCUCAACUUCAAUCAGCCGCAUCUGUUAUACAUGUGCCGCUUUUGCUCCUACACUAGCCCCAACGUCAGGAGCCUGAUGCCCCAUUACCAAAGAAUGCACCCCACCGUCAAAAUCAACAACGCCAUGAUCUUCUCCAGCUACAUUGUAGAGCAGACUCACAAAUCGGGUGAGUCGCAAACUCUCAGAGAGAUUUUAAAUUCUGGCCCCAAGAAUUUCAACUCGUCCUCUCCGGGGCCCAGGUCUUCCUCCAGCCCGGUGCUCAAGUCUGUCCCACGGUCCCCCGAAGCCAGCUCUGAGGCCGAGUCUCUCAAGGAGUCUGUGAGUGGCAAUGUGGUCGUGUACGACUGUGAUGUCUGCUCCUUUGCCAGCCCCAACAUGCACUCGGUGCUGGUCCACUACCAGAAGAAACAUCCGGAACAAAAAGCUUCAUACUUCCGUAUCCAGAAAACCAUGAAAGUGAUCUCUGUGGAUCAGUCGCAGCCCGUAGCCAACUCCUCUUUCAGCCCGAGUAUGUCAACCACGUCCAAACGGCAGAGUGCAGCCCUGUACGGCUCUGACGAAGACAUGUACUACUGUAAACACUGUGUGUACAGCAACAGAUCUGUGGUUGGAGUCCUGGUCCAUUAUCAGAAACGGCACCCAGAGGUGAAAGUGACGGCUAAGUACAUCAAACACGGUCCUCCCACCCCAGCUCUGAUUAAACUAAUGGAUGAUUUGCAAAUAGCAGCUCCCAAGCAGUUUUUGAAGCAGCUCCAGAAUAACGGUUACGACGGCUCCAGUAAUUCAAGUCCCAAACCGGGCAGCAGCGAUAAAGGCAAGGACGAGCUGUUUUUCUGUCAGCACUGUGAUUACGGCAACCGCACCGUCAAAGGAGUUCUCAUUCACUACCAGAAGAAGCACAGGGAGACAAAAGCCAACGCCGACCUCGUGCGCCGCCACACCGCAGUGGUGAGGAGCCAGCGCGAGCGUGCUCAGAUGGUCCAGGCAGGCAGUGCCUCGUCUGCUGCUACCUCAGCGCCAUCAGACCCUGAAAACGCGGCGCCUCUACGCUCCCUGAAGUGCAGACACUGUUCCUUUACGUCGCCGUACGUUUAUGCCCUGAAGAAGCACCUGAAGAAGGAGCACCCCACUGUGAAAGCAACAGCUAUGACCAUUUUACACUGGGCUUACCAGGAUGGUAUUCUGGAGGCGGGCUAUCACUGUGAGUGGUGCAUUUACUCCCAUUCUGAGCCCCAGGGCCUGCUGCUCCACUAUCAAAAACGCCACCCGGAACACAAUGUAGACUACGCAUAUAUGGCCAGUAAACUGUGGGCCGGGCCGGAAACCACCCAACAAGGGGGCAGCAUGGAGGGCAAACAUUACAAAUGCAAAGACUGUGCCUUUGAGGCGUGUUCUAUAUGGGACAUCACCAGUCACUAUCAAGCUGUCCACCCCUGGGCUAUCAAAGAGGACGAAUCAGUUCUCCUGGACAUCAUCAAAGGAAACGGCUCAGAUGAAAACAUCCACCAGCAGGUUGCCAAGGAACACGAUUCUCUGAAUUGCCAGGCUAUUGAUGAUGACGGAGCUCUUGUCAUUGCCACUUCACCUCAAGAAAGCACUGCUCAUCACUCCCACCCACGCCUUUCCAUCUCCAAUAAUCCUUACCAAUGCACUGUAUGUCUGUCAGAGUAUAACAGCCUUCACGGCCUCCUCACCCACUACGGGAAGAAGCACCCGGGCAUGAAAGUCAAAGCUGCAGAUUUUGCACAGGAGGCAGACAUCAACCCCAGCUCCGUGUACAAAUGCCGCCACUGUCCGUACGUCAACUCUCGCAUCCACGGCGUCCUCACCCACUACCAAAAAAGACACCCGCUGGUGAAAGUCACCGCUGAAGACUUUGCGGACGACAUAGAGCAGAUCACGGAGCUGCACGACGGUGAUGACAAGUUCAAAACCCAGAGGCAGGGCUACGGCGCGUACAGGUGUAAAAUGUGUCCAUACACUCACGGGACGCUGGAGAAACUCAAAAUCCAUUAUGAGAAAUACCACAAUCAGUCUGCCUCUGAUAUGUUCACGGCAUCCAUGACACACUUCACCCCGUGUAAAGAUACAGAGCCAGUGGCUGAGUGCAGCGCCAGCAACAUGUCAACGGUGCAAGUUCAGGAGGUGAGCGAGCUGGACUUCGCUCUGUCUCAGUUACCCAUCAAUAAAACAGAGAAGCACGCUGUGUUCAAGUGUCAGCUCUGCAAGUACUUCUGCUCCACCAGAAAAGGCAUCGCACGCCACUACCGCAUUAAACACAACAACGUGCGCGCUCAGCCAGAGGGCAAAAACAAUGUCUUCAAAUGUGCUCUAUGUUCAUACACUAACCCUAUACGUAAAGGCUUGGCAGCCCACUACCAGAAGCGACACGAUAUCGACGCCUAUUACACUCAUUGUCUGGCUGCCUCAAAGACAAUAAGCGAAAAGCCCUGCAAAGUUCUAGCGCCACUGGCCUCUGAGAGGGAAAGUUCCGAAAUGAGCGAAGACCUGCGCUUGGCUAUAGAGAGCCGACACUGCAAUCUUUGCAGCUUCCAAGCCUUCAGCAGGAAGAGCAUCGUCUCGCACUACAUCAAACGCCACCCGGGUGUGUUUCCUAAGAAGCAGCAUUCCAGCAAACUCGGUCGCUACUUCACCGUCAUUUAUGCCAAAGAGCCGGACAAAGAUGAAAGUGCGUCUGUGGAAGAAGACAAGGACAUCCUGGAAGUUCAGUUUGAGCCGGAGCAGGACAUGGAGAAUGACUGGCUGCCGUUCAAGUGUCUAAAAUGCUUCAAGUUGUCCUUUCGCACAGGCCAGCUCCUCUCUAUGCACUAUAACGACCAUCACAACGUAGACUUGAAGAGAGACUUCCUGGUGUCUUCUGAUCCAGAGGACGAAAACGAGGAGUUAUACCGUUGUUCUCACUGUGAGCUGCAGUUCCCGGCUCUCCCGGAUUUGGCUAAACAUCUUUUGAAACACAACGAGGAAUUCCAGAAGAGAGCCAUGAGGCAGGAGAGGCGGAAACAGCUUAUAAGCAAACAGAAAACAGAGCUGCUGGACCACAAACUGGAGAAGGAAUCUCCUAUAGGUAAAACGCCAGUGGGAUAUAGGUGCAACUUCUGCAUAGAAAUUCACCCGACCCUCCGGGCAAUCUGCAACCACCUUAGGAAACAUGUCCAGUACGGAGAGGUCAAAGAGGGACACAUCAAGCAGGAAGUAAGUGAAGUCCCGCUAAUAUUGCCUUUGAAGAACCUGACCAACGGUGACCUGGAUGGAGAAGAAGCGGCUGAAGUUGAUGACCUUGAGAGAGCCGGAACCUCCACCGUUGGCUCACCAUAUUCCACAGCGUCUGGUGGAGACAGUGGCGGCCUUCCUGUUGCUGUGGAGACACUGGAUCAGGAAACAGACUCUAAUGAAGGGAAAUCGGCGGCCCUGGUGGCCGCAGCCCGGGCCACAGUUUCAGACAACCAGCUGAAGCUGCGUUUGGCAGCGGGCGGUCACGCGUGCGCUCAGUGCGACCGUGUCUUCAUGUCCAUGCAGGGUCUGAGGUCGCAUGAGAGGAGCCACUCCGCCAUGGCUCUGUUCAGCAGAGAGGACAAGUACAGCUGCCAGUACUGCCAGUUUGUGUCACCUUUCAGGCACAACCUGGACAGACAUAUGCAGACUCACCACGGGCACCACAAGCCCUUCAAGUGCAAGUUCUGCCCCUUUAAAUCUGCCUACGCCAGUCGCUUGAAGAGCCACCUGCUAAAGGCUCACACGGGCGAGCAGCACACGUACAAGUGCUCGUCCUGCCCGUUCUCCACCAUGACCAUCAGCCAGCUGAAGGAGCAUUCCCUGAGGGACCACGGCGAGGCCUUGACCCUCCACAAGCUCCGGGCCGCCUCCCAGGCCGCGCACGCCGCCGUCAGGACUUCCCGACUGAUCGCCAGUAUGGAGCAGACCCCCAUGCUCUCAGACGAUUCGACAUACCAGGAGCCCGCUGAUGUUUGUCAGCAGUUAAAUCACUACAAACUGGCCUCCCGCAGUCAAAUGUCUUCCUCCUCCAAAGUGGGCGGGCUCACAGCUCCCGACGUCAUCCUCACGUGCGAGUUCUGCGAGUUCAGCUCCGGCUACAUGCAGAGUCUGCGCCGGCACUACCGGGACCGCCACGGCGGGAAGAAGCUCUUCAAGUGCAAAGACUGCUCCUUUUUCACCUGCAACAAUACUACCUUCAUCGUACACGUUGAAGCCGGCCACAACAACAGCAGCAACAACAAUGCACCGCAAGAGCUUCCCGAUGACCUGCGCUGUCCUCUCUGCCUCUACCACACCAAACACAAGAGCAACAUGAUAGACCACAUAGUUCUGCACAGAGAAGAGCGUGUUGCCCCACUGGAGGUCAGCCGCUCCAAGCUCUCCCGCCAUCUCCAGGGUUUGGUGUUCCGCUGCCACAAAUGCACUUUCACGUGCUCCAGCGACCAGGCCCUGCAGCUGCAUCUGCAGAAGCAUGAGGAGAUCAGGCCCUACAAGUGCCAGCUCUGCUACUUCGACAGCAGCCGGCAGAGCCAGGUGGAGGAGCACCUACGCACCGAGCACAAGGUUAUUCGCAACUUUGAGCUGAUGGUGCGCGUCAACCUGGACAUGUUGGAGAUGCUGAAAGAACAUGGCAAUAGCACAGAGGACGAAGAGGACGAGCUGGACCUCAUGGAGAUGACCAUGGAUGGACAAGACCCCCUGGAGGAAGAAGAAGAGGAAGAGGAGGAGGAGGAGGAAGAGGUGGAGGAGAUUGAGGACGAAGAGGAGGCAAGAGACAUCAUGGAGGGCAUGAUUGAUGGAGAGGAGGCGGAGGACUGCUUCAAAGAGGAUAUAGGGGGGGAAGAGGAGGAUGAAGAGGAGCAGGUGAUGGAAGAAGAAGAGCUGGAGGAGGAGGAGGAGGAGGAAGAGGUGGAGGAAGAGCAGGAAGAGAAAGAGGAGGUCAAUGAGCCAGAAGUGGAAAAUCCUGCACAACAAGAAGUCAUUGCAUCGCCCAUCAGCAACUCUGGCUCUGGGCCAAGCAGUGGAGAAGUGCAGGAGAAGCGUCUUCCCUGCGAGUUCUGUGGACGCUGUUUCACCAACAGUCAGGAAUGGGAGCGCCACGUCCUUCGACACGGCAUGGUGGUGAACAACGCCAGCUCCGCCCCGGCCACAGAGACCUCCGCUCCGUCUUCCACCGGCUCCUCGGCGCCCGAAGACUCCAGACCGGAGCCGGCCGGAAACGGCGAGGAGGAAGGAAAUCCUGCUGAGCUGUUGCUGACGAGUCAAAGCCAACAUGUGGAAGACAAAGAAAAGCUCGACACCAAAAAGGAUCAACAAUCCGGUUGAUCUGAUUGUUGCCUCUGGAAUCUCGUGGUAGAAAAAUGGGUAGAAUCCACCUGAAAAUAGGACAGGAAAAAAACAAAAAAGAGAAAAAAAGUGACUUUUUAUUGAGUUGGUGCAUUAGUACAUUUUAGGUGUUACAUAUACAAGUAUUAGGUUGUGCUGCAUUAAACGGCUGAGCUCUCUAAAUGGGCAGUCCCAUAGGACAGAUCUUAUUAUAUUGGUAACCAAUAGUGAACAGAAACUCUUUAUUGCUGACAUUCUGGUCAAAUCUACAGUGAAAGAUCCAACUUAGAUAAAACUAAGCUAUUUAUGAAGACUUUGGUCAAAAACGAAAUUUAGCAUUUUUAUUGUUUGAAGCACCUUUUGCUGUUACUCCGCUUUGCUCAUCCAAAAACAGGAGUUCUGUGAAUUUACGAGCAGGGUUACGAAAGCAUUUCUAACCUUGGCCCACUAUAGAGCUGCCAGUUUCCAGAUUUCUGUUUUACCUCGUUUUUUAUUUUAUGUUCAGUUUGUCAGAAUCUGUAUGGAAGUGGCACCUUACUUGCUGUUGUAAAUCACGUUCUCUCCGUUCCGAAGGAUUUUAACCGUUUGCAAACUGUUGGAAUUUAGGUCAUGUAAAAGCUGUUAAUCUGUGACGUCCUUUUUUUUUAACAGUAGUUUGGUUUGGGGAACCGGAUCGAGCCCCAGCCGUUCGUUCAUUCAGCAUCAACCUGGAACUAAACCAGAAUUUUACAACAUUUGGCCUCUUGACCUCAAAUCAGACACGCCCAUCGUGCGUCCACGAACAGCGUGAGAUCAUCUGCGUAGAGACUGUGCACGAAGUGCCUUAAAGCGCAGUGACCGUUUUGCUAAUCAAUUCGAAAUAUGGAAAAAAAUGCUCAAAUUUGACCUUAAAUUUCACUUUCAACUAUUAGAUUCCGUGUUUAUCGUAAAGACUUUGUAAGUUUCAAGACGUCGGUGUCAUAAUUUAAAAACAUUUGUUGUUUGUCUUCCGAGUCGUAGAUGGUAAUAGGUGUGUUUGAGAUCACCUGCAGGCGGAGAAAGGCGGCGAGACUAAAUGAAAACAGGAAGUCUGGAUUGUCCUAAACAUUCGGUUGAAUUUGAUCUUUACUAUUGUGUAUUUUAUAUUAAUUUUAAACAUCUUUCAGGGGACAACAGAUGAAAAAUAACCGCUGGGUUCAUUUAAUGCACACUUUCCCAAAACAAUUAACUAAACUUUUAAAGGUAACAACAAAAAACAGAUGGUUUAAAAUCUUUUUUUAUUUUUACAUCCCUACUUUCCAGAAAGAGUUAUAAAAUACACAGAUUUCUGAUUAGCAUCACUUCAGGACUCCAUUUCCCAUGAUGCAAUGUUUUGUAAUCGUUAAGGCAGCUUGCAGUCAGCGCAGCACCUAUUUUCUCACCUAAGUUUCAAUCAUCCUUUUCUCACGAUAGUUUUGUGACGCUGGUGCAAAAAGCUAAUUAGCAUACGCCGCGCUGCACGCGAUUUCGGUCAUCUCAAACACGCUUAUUAUUAAUCACUUUGCUCCUCUAUCUUUGCAGCUGUCGUAGUUGUUUUACGUGUUUUAUUUUUUCGUGUCAAGAAGGCCACGAGUGAAAUUCCUGGCUACGUUUUGAGCCAUGUUGGCUUUUUUAGGAUCUUUUGCCAUUUUCCACAAACUCACCUGCAAAGGUUCCCGUUCUGCUGUGUCCACCGGAAAGACAGGUGUCAGAAGGUUGCUAAAGUCUUUAAAAAAAAAAAAAGACAAAAAAAACCCAACACGUCUCGUUGUGUGUUGACAAAUCCGUCUGUUUGCAGUUUUGUUUUUCUUCUAGGUGAUGUUGACAAAAAGGCAGAGAUUGUAUUUGUCGGAAAUUGCUGCUCGAAUGCCCUAAAGCCUUAUGAGAGAUGAAGUCAAACUUGAGUCCAGAAAUACAGACGUCUAUUGAAUAAAAUUAAAAAAAGCUGAAACAUAACGGCCAAAAGCCUGAAAAGUAACAAGGGAAAGCUGACGGGGAUGUUGUUCUUGGUACUCAGAUAUCUGCCAAGCCUGCUGCGUUUGCUGCUUCUUCUCUCCGGUCGGUAAAAAUCUGGUUGAAUUGAAGCCGCGUGGACUUCACGUCUGCAGCCAUGUAUAGAAACUACUCGUUUAGUGUUUGAACUGUGGUGUUUCAGAACGGAUUAUUUAACCCUGCUUUCCUUUAGGUGUUCUCAGUUUUUAAAGGACAAAAAAAAACAACUUCUCCUCAAAGGGGGCGGGGUUUAAGUCCCUGUCCGACAUUAUUGUACAAUGAAAAUGUCCUCCUUUCGUACUGUAAUGAGAGCGGUGGCAGGAGAGGCGUAGUUUCCUCACCUUCCUCCAGUCGGACCUGCUUGCUUCUCCUCCUCUGAGCUUGAGCCCAGUCUCUAUUCUGACACUCCACUGUCCAUUCACUGUGGGGGGGUAAAGGUAGCAGCCCUCACUCUCCGCCUCGCCACUCCCGCGUUUGACCUCAGAGCAGCUUUGUGUUUGGCGGGGCCAACUCGUCUCGUCUUGUAGGAAUAAGCUCGGCGAGGGCAGCUCGCCGCCCAACCCAACGGGACACAGAAGAACCGCUCGGGACAAUCUGGGUGCAAAGCUGUCGACCCGACACCGUUUGUUGUUGUGUGAUUAUUUGACUCUGAAUCCCCUCACUGUGUGCAGUCUCCGGGCUGUGAUCUUCCCAGUUUACCCAAAGUGAAGCCCCUGCUGAAAACACACUGGAUACCUGUAUAUAUGUUUAGUUCUGAUGCAUUUCUCUUUUCAGACUGUUGUCUCCAUAGUUUGAAACUAGGAUUUCUCCUUCUUGCCUUUUUUCCCAUAUAAAUCUGAUGGUGGGUUGUGAUGUUGCCUAGAAUGAUUGUUUACAAUUUUAUUCCAUUUAUCUCUGGAUAUUCUGUAAAUAUUGUAAUUCAUUGUCUUUUUUUAACUUGAUAAUAAAGUUAUCAGAUAACAGAG
Messenger RNA from Oryzias melastigma (Indian medaka), 11302 nucleotides. It is a transcript of the gene znf462, whose product is annotated as zinc finger protein 462. The coding region runs from base 696 to 8348 and encodes 2550 amino acids. Gene Ontology annotation, cellular component: nucleus. Gene Ontology annotation, biological process: regulation of gene expression. The transcript has 13 exons. The record is from RefSeq and is a predicted model, not a curated record. NCBI's taxonomy places the organism in Eukaryota, Metazoa, Chordata, Actinopteri, Beloniformes, Adrianichthyidae.